AUUAAGCGGGGGAACAAGACUUGCCACAAAACUGCUGAAUAACCACCCUUGACUCUCUUGAGGUACCUGGCAUGGACGAAAUCUCGAUCUUCCGAGAAAAUCCGUUGUUUUAUUUUUUCAGUGUCGCCUGCAUCGCUGCUUUCCUGCUGCUCAUCUGGGGAUGGUCCAAAAUUCCGAAAGACAUUCCUCCUGGGCCGUUCGGUUUGCCACUAAUCGGGAGCCUGCUUCAACUUGGCGAUUCACCGCAUCUCGCCUUAUCGAAGAUGGCCAAAGACUACGGAAAGGUAUUUUCUAUUCGCCUUGGUUGGAGAAAAGCAAUCGUCUUGAACAGCCAAGAUGUCGUUAAAGAAGCACUGUCAAAAAGGGCUGGCCAUUUCUCGGGGAGACCACCCUUUCACAGUUUCAAAAUUAGCACUCAUCAGAGCGAGAGCAUAGCCUUUGGUGACUUUGGCCCUUCGCAUCAGAAAAAAAAGAAAAUGGCUAUUCGUGCCCUGCAUUCUGUUUUCACUGAUGUGAACCGCUUUGAUAGCUUGUCACAUCAAGAGUUUGAGCGAAUGCGUUGCAACCUUUUGACGGAUGGCAGUUCAGAGGCUCAAGACUUGACUCCACACCUAAAAACUAUGGUCAUUAACUUUGCUUUCAGAUUUGUCUUUGGAGAUAAUUUCGAAGAGGACUACAGUGCUGCUUUGCAGAGCCUCCUGAAGAAAGCAGCUGACUUUACUGAGAACAAUGGGGUCAUAAACUUAAUAGAUUUCUUCCCUUGGCUUCAUUUUCUCUUCAAAAAGCAAUGCCAAACUCUGAAAAAUUCUGUCAGAGAGCUCUUUGACUUUGUAAGAAGCAUCUACACACUGCAGCGGCAUGCGAGCAUCAAAGAAGCUGGUGUCAAUGUGGCAGAGUCUUUGGAUCAAAUUAUUAGAGAGGAUCUCGUAAAUGCUGGAAAGCCUGACCCAAAAACCUCUAAAUCAACCGAACAGAAAGCUCGCAGCGAAUCGUUAGAAGACCUGGCGGUUAAAGUUUUAGCCGACGUUUUUGGAGCCGGAAUUGAGACCGUGUCCACCUCGUUGAGCUGGGCGCUGCUCUAUAUCCUUUCGAAACCUGGUCUGCAAGACGACUUACAAGCAGAACUGAAACGCGUGAUAGGAGUGGAUCGCCUUCCCUCUCUUCAGGAUCGAGCAAAACUUCCCCUAUUACGUGCCACUGUCUUAGAGGCAUUACGAAUGGCUACCGUUCUUCCCCUUUCUAUUCCACACUACACUACGGAAGAUUCAGAAGUCGCAGGUUACCGUGUACCUAAAGGAACGACUGUGGUGGUAAAUCUUUGGGCUGUAAAUCACGAUCCACAAUACUUCGACCAUCCAGAGGUUUUCAAUCCUCACCGUUUCCUUGACACCGAGGGACAACUCUUGUUAGACCAGCAGGCUUUCCUGCUUCCAUUCUCAACCGGUGGAAGGCGCUGCCCUGGUGCUACCCUCGCUAAGGCGCAGCUGUUUAUGUUUCUCGGGUGUCUCCUGCAAGGAAUGCAUUUACAGCUUCCGGAGCACAGCGUGCCACUUAACAUGGAUGGAGAGUUUGGAUUUGUCUUGAAGCCUCGUUCACUUAAGGUGCAAGUAAAUCCUCGAAACAUUGAACAAUGACUGCGAUCUUUGGUAUUUCAGUUAAAUUUUUCAUUACAGGUAAUUGCUAGUACUAUUAGUGGGCAAUCCUUCUCUCAUAGAUUAAUACAAACAGUUAGUUUAGGAUAUAAAGAUUUCAUUAGUGAAAAGAUUUAUAUUUUGUUUCCAAAUUUUUCAAUUCUCUACAGCCUGAUUGAAACUUUGACUGCCACUACCGGAUAACAUGUUUAUUUUAUUUAUUUAAGAAAAUGACGAAAGCUUGAUGAUUCCCUUUGGAGUAAUGAGUAAUUAAGCUUUAUUCAUCUUGGUAAUGCAUUUUUGCAUAUUUUUCAAAUACCCAAAUUGUGUCAUUGUAUCGACUCCAGCAGACCUAUUUUUUGAUUCAACUCAAUGUGCAAGUAGAUUUUUCCUUGAUUUACUUAAUAAGCUUUAUUUUCAUUGCUUACCCACUUAUGAUGAGAGUGUUUAUGAUCAAGAAAGCAAUUUGAAACCAGAAAUUCAUACAUUUACUUAAUUACAUACGACUUCUAGAUCGUUCAAUGUUUUUCUACCUAUGCUUUUUCGAGCAUCGAUUUAUAAACAACAAUUGGUAGCUCAAAAGGGCUACUGAGCCAUGUUACUAUUAAUCGGCUAAGAAUUUUCAGAUAUGGUCAUUGAGACUGAAGAGACAUGUCGCUCGGUCCAACGACUGCAAAUCAUACUUAAGGUAUGCCCGAAAUUUACCUUGACAAAACUUGCUAACGUUACAUUUGUUAUGUAGCUGUUGACAAACUCAUUGCUUUACUCAGAUUAUUUUAACUUUCAUUUCGUGACACAAAGGACUUACUCUUGUCCUAACUUUAGCUCUUUAGGAGUAAUAUAUUUAUCCAGGUUAUUAAUGAUAACUGGAUUACUUCAUGCUCUAGUUUGAACAAAAUUGAACUUAAACGUAAUCGUUUCCUUUCAUUUAGUUUGCUCAAUUUUCAACUUGUUUUUCCAUAUUGACAACAGUACCUGCCUCUGUAUGCAGAAGCAGCUAUGAGCUGUUUAAUAAAAGUUCCUUUGGAUUUCUCUAA
Messenger RNA from Pocillopora verrucosa, 2668 nucleotides. RefSeq names its product steroid 17-alpha-hydroxylase/17,20 lyase. NCBI's taxonomy places the organism in Eukaryota, Metazoa, Cnidaria, Anthozoa, Scleractinia, Pocilloporidae. The record is from RefSeq and is a predicted model, not a curated record. Gene Ontology annotation, molecular function: iron ion binding; steroid 17-alpha-monooxygenase activity; heme binding. Gene Ontology annotation, biological process: hormone biosynthetic process; progesterone metabolic process.